This is a messenger RNA of Nipponia nippon (crested ibis), 651 nucleotides long. Lineage: Eukaryota; Metazoa; Chordata; Aves; Pelecaniformes; Threskiornithidae. The record is from RefSeq and is a predicted model, not a curated record.
AUGAAAGGGCGGGACGUGACUGCGGCGGUGGCUUCUCCGCUGCCUGAUCCUGGGGUUGGGCUGGAUCCGCCACCUCAAGUCCGCAUCGUCCCUGUCCCCCUCCCCAACACCCCCAACGCCGUCCUCCUCACCUGCCACGUCUGGGGCUUCUACCCCGCCGAGGUGACGGUCCUCUGGCUGCACAACGGGGACGUGGUGGCCACCGGGGACACCGCCAAGCUCCUGCCCAACGGUGACUGGACCUACCAGACGCAGGUGACCUUGACGGUCACCGCCAAGGCUGGGGACACCUUCACGUGCUCGGUGCAACACGCCAGCCUGAACCGGCCCCUCCGGAAGCGCUGGGGUCCCGGCUUGUCCCCGGGGUUGACGGUGAAGGUGGCGGUGGCGGCGGUGACAAUGACCCUGGGGCUGGUGGUCUUUGCCGCCGGCACCUUCAGCUACUGCCGCCAGGUCCUGGUCCUGGAUCUGGUCCCGGUCCUGGUCCUGCUUCAUGUCCUGGAUCUGGUCCUGGAUCUGGUCCCGGUCCUGGUCCUGCUUCAUGUCCCGGAUCUGGUCCCAAUCCUGCUCCUGGGCUUGGAUCUGGUCCUAGUCCUGAUCUUGGUCCUGGUCCCCGUUUUGGUCCCUCCACGGCCACCUGUGACCAUGUAG